AUGAAGACAUGCCGAGCAAUGGGUAUAAAGACGGUUGCUGUACACUCGGACGUGGACAGCGCGUCGUUGCAUGUCAAGCUUGCCGAUGAAGCUGUUUGCGUUGGCCCGGCACCGACAAGUGAAUCCUAUCUGCGGAGUGACAGAAUUCUGCAAGCAGUUAAAGACACUGGGGCGCAAGCUGUGCAUCCAGGCUAUGGCUUUCUUUCUGAAAAUACAGACUUUGCGGCAAAGUUGGAAGCAGCCGGUGCAGUUUUUAUUGGGCCGAAUAGUAAAGCAAUUUUAGCAAUGGGUGAUAAAAUCCAUUCGAAGCGAAUUGCCACCGAAGCUAAAGUAAACAUGAUUCCCGGCUAUGAUGGUGAAAUCAAUGUGCAUCCAGGCUAUGGCUUUCUCUCUGAAAAUACCGACUUUGCGGCAAAGUUGGAAGCAGCCGGUGCAGUUUUUAUUGGACCGAAUAGUAAAGCAAUUUUAGCAAUGGGUGAUAAAAUCCAUUCGAAGCGAAUUGCCACCGAAGCUAAAGUAAACAUGAUUCCCGGCUAUGAUGGUGAAAUCAAUGACGAGAAUGAGUGCGUAAAAGUAGCAAACGAGAUUGGCUAUCCGGUAAUGAUCAAGGCAUCGGCUGGAGGCGGAGGCAAAGGCAUGCGCAUUGCGUGGAAUGAUAAGGAAGCUCGUGAUGGCUACCGCCUUUCAAAGCAGGAAGCCAAAUCAUCAUUCGGCGAUGAUCGCAUGCUUGUCGAAAAGUUCAUCGAUAAUCCACGACAUAUUGAAAUGCAGGUGCUUUGCGAUAAACACAAGAAUGCAAUUUGGCUGAACGAGCGCGAAUGUUCCAUUCAGAGGCGUAAUCAGAAGGUGAUCGAAGAAGCACCGUCGUCUUUUGUCGAUCCAGAAAUGCGGCAAAAAAUGGGAGCGCAGGGUAAAAAUUUAACGCUCUUAUAUAACUGUCCCGCCGCUCUCCACGCUUCUGGUCUUUUCUGA
Molecule: messenger RNA, 972 nt
Organism: Gongylonema pulchrum
Lineage: Eukaryota; Metazoa; Nematoda; Chromadorea; Rhabditida; Gongylonematidae
Source: the annotation of a GenBank genome assembly